CAGCUCACUGUUUACCUGAGUAAGAUUCACCUAAACACACAUACGCACUUGUUUUGUUUUGAUUGGUAGAAUGUACCUUUUUCUUUUCUCACUUUCUCUGACUGUAUUUAGUGUCAGCGUAUCCAGUCUGCGUGUAUAUUUGGGAAGGAGGACACAGCAGGGAGUCAAUGCCAAUGAGAUCAGCAGAAAUGUCACUACGAUCAUCGUCCACACCUCCUACGACAGGAACACAAAUAACAAUGACAUCGCUCUGCUCCGGCUGUCCUCCACGGUCACCUUCAAUAACUACAUUAGACCCGUGUGUCUGGCGGCUCAGAACAGCGUCUUCCCUUCUGGCACCAGCAGCUGGAUCACAGGCUGGGGAGAUGUUCAAUCUGGAGUGAGCCUACCUGAUCCCGGGAUUCUGCAGGAGACUAUGGUUCCAGUGGUGGACAAUGUUCAAUGUAAUACUCUGCUGGGUUCUGGAUCUGUUACCAGCAACAUGAUGUGUGCUGGUUUAAUGGAGGGAGGCAAAGACACCUGCCAGGGGGAUUCUGGUGGUCCAAUGGUGAGCAAGCAGUGUUCAGUGUGGGUUCAGUCUGGUAUCACCAGCUGGGGUUAUGGCUGUGCUGAUCCCAACGCACCUGGUGUUUACACCCGUGUGUCACAGUAUCAGAGCUGGAUCACCAACAACAUUGGGCAGAACCUGCCAGGUUUUGUCACCUUCAGCCCUACAAGCACAUGCCAGUCUGUUUCACCCACUUCUACAACCUCCCCAACUACUACUAAAACUACUACCACCCCAAAAAUGUCUACUACCUUAAGAACAGCAACAACGACUCUUUCACCCAAUCAGGCCUCAAACUCUUGUCAAAGGAGAUGUGGUGAGAGAUCUGACUUCCGCAACCGCUGCAACUGUAAUCAUCGCUGCCUCAUAAACUGCUGCUGGGAUUAUAAAAAGCUAUGCAGGUUUUAGUGGAUAACUCCUGGUUGGCAGUCUUCUAAAUGGCUUACCUGCACUUUAUCUUUUUAAAUUGUUUAAGCAUUCUGUGCAACAAUUUCAUGCAUCAAGUACAGGUUAUACUACAAAAUAUUUAUUUAAAUCUGCAAAGAACCCAUUUUAAAUUAAUUUCUUCAAAAUAUAUGUGUAAUGAAAGUCUUA
Molecule: messenger RNA, 1141 nt
Organism: Sinocyclocheilus grahami
Lineage: Eukaryota; Metazoa; Chordata; Actinopteri; Cypriniformes; Cyprinidae
Product: trypsin-1-like
Exons: 5
Coding region: 71-955 (294 amino acids)
Biological process (GO): proteolysis
Molecular function (GO): serine-type endopeptidase activity
Source: RefSeq, a predicted model, not a curated record